AUGGCAAGACCAAUACAUUUAGAGAGAAUUUCUCUUAUCGAAGUAACUCAAAAAUGGUCCUUCAAUGCGUCAAGAAAGCAUGAUCAAUGGAAAGAGCGAGCCACACCAGUCAUAGUUCGAGUGUCUCCACGAUUCACAACCAUCCCUACAAAGGAAGAAAAAUGUUUUCAAGCAUUUUGUUGGUCUGAACUUUUAUUGUACCACCCAUUCCGCAACAUUCAAAUGGAUUUCGGCUCGACAGAUGAUGAAAUUCAAGCACUGUGGGAAAGGUUCUCGCACAAGUACAAGCCAUGGCAUGUCUGCCGCACAUCUGCAGAAGCCGAUGAAAGAUCUAAUCCUACCACUCCUUCAAGCGACACAGAACAACUGCCAGAAAACCUUCGUAAUGAAUGGCAAGUACUGUCAGCUUCAUACCCAGGACUUCCUCUUCACCUGGAUGAACUUGAUAUGCUUGGCCAACGUGAUAUUGACUUGAAGAAUGACUGGGGGGUACAUCACUUCAGUCCACAAGAAAAAGAAAUAGCUACAAAUUUCAUACACUCCAAUCGCCGAACAUUUCAGCCCCAUCAUGUUCUCCAACAACAAAGCCAAAAUAACCUAUGUAUACAACAACAAAAGGCAUAUGAUAUAGUUAUUUCACAUCUACAUGCUACUAGUUGGCAAGCACCAUUGAAAAUGAUUGUUCAAGGAACUGCAGGCACAGGAAAGUCACACCUCAUAACAAGCAUUAAAUCAGCACUCAAAAGAUCAGCACCAAAUGGCCAAUCACCAUUAUUGCUCCUUGCACCAACUGGAGUUGCGGCAUUCAAUAUACAAGCAUCAACAAUUCAUUCAGCACUACGAAUUCCAAUCAAAGAAAUGCACCCUCUACAAGGACAAACAUUGGCAAGCUUCCAAGAAAGCAUGUACUUCAUUCGCUACAUUAUAAUCGAUGAAAUGAGCUUCAUUGGUCCCAGGUUUAUACAACACAUUGAUAUAAGGUUACGUGAGGCAUUCCCUGCCCAUAACCAGCUCCCAUUUGGAGGACGCUCAAUCAUUCUCUUUGGUGACUUGGGCCAACUACCACCUGUCAAAGACAUUCCUAUGUAUGCUUCAACUUCAUAUGGAGGGACACUAUGGCGUAGCUUCAUAACAAUUAUAACAUUGAAAAAAAUAUUUCGUCAAAUUGGAGAUCAACCUGCACAAAUUGCCUUUCGUGCACUUCUCUCCAAUUUACGAAAUGCAGAACCCACUAUUGCAGAUUGGCAACUUUUACUUUCUCGAGCAAAUUCAACACUUUCCUCUACAGAGCAAUCUUUAUUCUUAUCAUCCACACACUUAUUUGCAACAAAUGAAAUGGUAUCAUUACAUAACAAACGCAUGUUGUUGUCUUUGGCAAAGCCUAUUGCCCUAUCUACUGCAGAACAACUCAAGGGAAUCACAUGCUCAAACCCUGAUGAGGAACAACUUGAGUCUAAGAUCCUCUUAUGUAUUGGCCAAGAAGUUAUGUUAUCUGCCAACUUGUGGGUGGAAACAGGACUUGUCAAUGGUGCACUUGGACAAGUCAAAGAAAUUGUAUAUAAUGUUGGUGAAAGACCACCUGAACUCCCCUUAUUUGUUGUUGUUCAAUUCAAAAAAUACAUAGGCCCAGUUUGGGACCAACACAACCCAAAAAAUAUCCCUCUUAUUCCAAUAAGUCGUGGUCUUCGACGUCAAAUACCACUAAAAAUGGCAUGGGCCUUAACAAUUCACAAAUCACAAGGGCUGACACUUCAAAGAGCGACAAUCGACAUUGGCAAUACAGAUCGUCAAGGGUUGACAUUCACAGCAAUUUCAAGGGUCCGUGAUCUUGCAAGUCUUCGCAUACACCCUCCAUUCACAUUCCAAAGAUAUUCACGUAUACAAAAGAGUCCAUAUGCUGCUCGACGAAAAGAAGAAGAGGAACGCUUGACAAUGUUAUCAAAUGAAAACACUUCUCCAGGUUUUUGCUCUUCAACCCCUUGUCACAUUGAAUCUUCUUCAUUUCCUGUUCUUUUCUUUAGACCAAAACAACAAUACAUGUACACCAUUUGUUCAAUCCGAAUACUGCUUGUCCUUAUAUGA
Molecule: messenger RNA, 2082 nt
Organism: Cryptomeria japonica (Japanese cedar)
Lineage: Eukaryota; Viridiplantae; Streptophyta; Pinopsida; Cupressales; Cupressaceae
Exons: 1
Coding region: 1-2082 (693 amino acids)
Biological process (GO): telomere maintenance; DNA repair
Molecular function (GO): DNA helicase activity
Source: RefSeq, a predicted model, not a curated record